CGACAAAUCUUCCUAAGGCAGACAUUUGAAAUUAUGUCAAUAUUUUAUUUGGUUGUCAAGAUUAAAUUCUGGAAUGAUUUCUAAACAGAAAGUAUUUCUGCUAUAGUCGUUCAGAAUUGUGCAUUAUCAAAAUUGCCUGUUGCUUUUCACCUUAUUGUGUUAUUAAUCGUAUUCAUUUUUGUACGACUCUUCCUGGGCUGUGCAGUGAUCUGCAGAUAUGACGGAUUAUACUCUAUUCACUUGGCUGAUCUGUUUUGUUCCGUUUACUUUGUCCACAGGAGCCGAUUAAAGAUAGGUCAUUGCGGGUCGUUGUCCGUAGUAACUUAUCGGAUCUGUGCGACAUUUCUAUUUACAUAUCACAUCUGGUAGAUGCAGUAUAUCUGGUGUGUGGUAGUUGAGUGUUUACUUUUGUUAAGCUAUUAUCAUGUGACUGAUGUGACCCGUGUUCAUAGUAUACUACGAACAGUCAGUGUUCGAGUCAAAAACAUAUAAUCCAGGAACAUACGCACCCCGGAAGAUAUGUUCUAAAUUUUCAUUGAAACAGAAAUUGUUGAUACAUGCAGAUGAAUGCUUGUGUUAACAGUGACACAAUGAUUUUGUGAUUGUAUUUGCUGGCAAGAUGCAUGUAAGCUUCUGGUUUGAUACUGUAUAUCAAAAUUUUCUUUUUAAAGGCUUCAAUAUCACAUCUACUGGAGGCCUCAUAGGAACAUGUUUGGGAUUGGCAUCUCUAGCUUCUAUAUUGGAAGUUAUUAAGGUAUAUCGAGCUUCCAUUCAAUUGAAGCAUACUCAGAAACAUGAAAAUGAAAAUGAAAAUUCAAAUGUGAAUACAUCUGAAAGUCCUGAAGAAUCAGUGGCAAGAACGACAAAUGUCAGACGCAUCAGUAUCAAUAACAAGUUGAAAUAUCUUUCAGUUAAUACAUCUUGGUACACUCUUCAGGACACAAUUGGUUAUAUUGUUAUGCUGGCUGUCAUGACAUUUAAUGGAUACUUUACAAUAGCAGUGAUUUUGGGAAGUGCCUUUGGUUAUCUGGUUUUUGGACCAUGGCUCAUGGAAAUAAAACUCAAGGCAAGCACAGUAUGCAGCAAGCAACAGAAAUGUUCUACUUGUAUUGCUAAAAUGGAACGAUCGCAUUUGCUAUCUUCGUCUAGUGGUCACAUUUAUAAUGGCAGCACUAAUGACACCAAUUCUAGCAGCCUCAUGGAAGUGGCGGAAGGACUGGCGUCUGUAAUGCAAAGUAGCAGCGAGGAACGUGUUGCUGUGGAAGUGCAUUCGCAGGAGCAUUGCACAUAAAUUCUGUACUGUGUGACCACACUCUCAAAACAAAACACCAAUCGUACAUUAGGUGUUUGAAAUUUUAAGGGGUAGCUAAGAUUAGAGAGAAUUCUGCAGUUGAGGUGUUGAAAAGUUUUCAAUUUUGCUUUAUCCAGCAUCUGCCCUUUUACAAAAAAAAAAUGUAUAAAGAAAAUUAGUAGUACAAUAUUCUGUACUUCAAUACUCUGUGAUGAUAUUGUUUUAGUUUUUUUUCUCACAAGCAGUUACACAAAAUUAUACAAUCAUGUUUCUCAAAGACAAAUUUCAGAAUUUUUUCUGUCAUACAAUUGUUUUGGUAACAUUUUGAACCAAUAAUUAAUGAAAACCAGUGCCAAAUGAAGUAAAGAAAUUAAUUCUGAAUAUAAUAAUGCUGGUGCAUAAGAUAUUGCCCUUUAUUAUGAAAUGUUAGAAGUUUAUCUCGGUAUUAGUACUUUUCAAGAAGCAAUUCUAGAACGCUUUGAAACCAUACCCCAAGAUAAACUAUUUUUUUCUCUGACUGUUUUCUAGUCAUCAUCCAAAUAUUUGUUUGUAGAAGAUAAAUGCAUUCCAAAAUUUAAUUUGGUAAGAGUUAGUUUUUGGUAUUCAAUAGUGUACUUUUUGUUGAUUGAUUACCAGGAAAAUAUGUGAAUACGUGUUAACAUAGUUAACAUGGUUUUAUUCCUUCUUUGUAAGAAAGAAGAAACACUUUGAAUUUUGUGAGUUGCACAUGAAUAUAUGUUUAUAUUUCAGUUGCAGUAUUAAUUUUGACUAGCAUAAAUGUAAUGCAGCUAGUAACAAUCAAUUUG
Molecule: messenger RNA, 2097 nt
Organism: Gryllus bimaculatus (two-spotted cricket)
Lineage: Eukaryota; Metazoa; Arthropoda; Insecta; Orthoptera; Gryllidae
Source: the annotation of a GenBank genome assembly